CCUUAACAAUAUGAACAAUAAGCAACAACAGCAAUCAAAACUCCGAUGAGAAACAAACAACUUUUUGAUUUUUCUGUUACUCAAAAAGCAACACUCGUAGGUAUCUUGUUCAUUAGCACCUUCAAAAAGCAAAAAACAGAAACAAUGAAACAUAACAUGUUUUUGUUUAUGUUUAUAAAAAUGUUUUACACAAUACUAUUGGGAUCGUCUGCCAGUUCAAAUCAGAUUUUGAGUUCUUCAUUCGGACCUUUCAAAUUGGUUUUCAAACAGGUUUAUAAUUGCAAUCCUACGAAGAACAAUAAAAUUCAACAUAACAUAUACUUAAGUCACAAAAACAAUUCAACAUGGCUUCUAGGAAAUUCUACUCUUGAAGUACCUCUUGACGACACAUUAUUCUUGGAAAUUAAAAUGGCUCUCAAAGACGCAUCUGGAAUUUGGAAAGAAAAUACAUUUACGCAUAAAACACCCAAGGCUUGUUCAUCGUUUAAAACAGCAAUGGGAAACAUGUGGACUCCAUUCAUAAAUGGUAUAGGAUUUAAAAACACCGAUUGUCCAAUACCCCCGGGUAUAUAUGUUGCUCCAGGUUUUGAUUUGUCAAUGUUUAUGAGCACCAAUUUCCCAAAAGUAUUUAUCUAUGGAACAUACAAAAUACAUAUGUAUUAUUCACGUAGAACUGCAAUUUUUGGAUGUAUAGUUUGCAUUAUGGAAUUUAAGCGUAUUUGAAAUUUAUUUCUUUCCUAUUUACUACGAUAUCAACGGUCUAUUAAAUAUCUGAAUUUUAAAAAUUGAUUGUUUUUUUAAA
This is a messenger RNA of Myzus persicae (green peach aphid), 802 nucleotides long. RefSeq lists its product as uncharacterized. NCBI's taxonomy places the organism in Eukaryota, Metazoa, Arthropoda, Insecta, Hemiptera, Aphididae. The transcript has 4 exons. The record is from RefSeq and is a predicted model, not a curated record. The coding region runs from base 46 to 723 and encodes 225 amino acids.